Andrographis paniculata is the source of this 1876-nucleotide messenger RNA. RefSeq names its product proline--tRNA ligase, cytoplasmic. Gene Ontology annotation, cellular component: cytoplasm; aminoacyl-tRNA synthetase multienzyme complex. The transcript has 13 exons. NCBI's taxonomy places the organism in Eukaryota, Viridiplantae, Streptophyta, Magnoliopsida, Lamiales, Acanthaceae. Gene Ontology annotation, molecular function: proline-tRNA ligase activity; ATP binding. The coding region runs from base 28 to 1671 and encodes 547 amino acids. Gene Ontology annotation, biological process: prolyl-tRNA aminoacylation. The record is from RefSeq and is a predicted model, not a curated record.
UAAUUGUUCUCCCUGCUCUUGCUAUUGAUGUUUGUCAUUGACUACUUGUGGUUAAUUUCUUCAAUUUCGCCUGCUCCAGUUUCGUUUUGCAAUUGCUGGUCUUGCUUUGUGGGUUUCGGUAUAUUCAUUGCUAUGGCUGGUAAGGAUGGCAAGUCCACUGAUGCCAAGACUUCUUCUUCCAAGGGAAAGAAGAAGGAAGUCAAAAAGGAGACAGGCCUAGGUCUUUCAUAUAAGAAAGAUGAGAACUUUGGGGAUUGGUACUCUGAGGUUGUUGUUAGUGGGGAAAUGAUUGAGUACUAUGACAUAUCUGGCUGUUACAUUCUGCGACCAUGGGCAAUGUCUAUUUGGGAGAAUAUGCAAACCUUCUUUGAUGCUGAGAUCAAGAAAAUGAAAAUAAAAAACUGCUACUUUCCCCUGUUUGUAUCCUCAAAUGUCCUACAGAAGGAGAAAGACCAUAUAGAGGGGUUUGCGCCCGAGGUUGCAUGGGUAACAAAAUCUGGAGAGUCUGACCUGGAGAAUCCUAUUGCAAUCCGUCCAACUAGUGAAACUGUUAUGUAUCCAUAUUUUUCCAAAUGGAUUAGGGGGCACCGAGACUUGCCUCUGAGGCUUAAUCAGUGGUGUAAUGUUGUGAGAUGGGAAUUCAGCAACCCCACCCCAUUUAUUAGGAGUCGUGAAUUUCUUUGGCAAGAAGGACAUACUGCUUUUGCAACCAAGGAAGAGGCAGACGCUGAGGUGCUUGACAUUUUGGAACUCUAUAGACGCAUAUAUGAAGAAUUCUUGGCUGUUCCAGUUAUUAAGGGGAAAAAAAGUGAGCAUGAGAAGUUUGCUGGGGGACUGUAUACAACCACCGUUGAGGCUUUUGUUCCAAACACCGGGCGUGGUGUGCAAGGUGCAACUUCACAUUGUUUGGGUCAGAAUUUUGCUAAAAUGUUUGAGAUAAAUUUUGAGAAUGAGAAAGGAGAAAGGGCUAUGGUCUGGCAGAAUUCAUGGGCGUAUACUACAAGAACGAUUGGGGUAAUGGUGAUGGUACAUGGGGAUGACAAGGGUUUGGUGCUGCCUCCCAAAGUGGCAUCUCUGCAAGUAAUUGUAAUUCCUGUGCCCUAUAAAGAUGCAGACACUCAGGGGAUCUUUGAUGCAUGCACAGCCACUGUAAACUCCUUGAAUGAAGCAGGAAUCCGUGCUGACUCAGAUUUUAGAGAGAAUUAUUCCCCGGGAUGGAAGUAUUCACAUUGGGAAUUGAAGGGUGUUCCCCUCAGGAUUGAAAUAGGACCUAAGGACCUGGCCAAUAAACAGGUCCGGACUGUCAGACGUGACAAUUCAACUAAAACCGAUAUUCCCAUGGCUGAUUUGGUUGAACGUGUGAAAGCUACACUAGAUGACAUCCACAAGAACCUGUUUGAUGUUGCCAAGCAGAGGCGGGAUGCCUGCAUCCAAAUCGUGCAUACCUGGGAUGAAUUUGUUCAAGCUCUAGGCCAAAAGAAAAUGAUUCUCGCCCCAUGGUGUGAUGAGGAGGAAGUGGAGAAGGAUGUGAAAGCCCGAACCAAGGGAGAGAUGGGAGCGGCUAAGUCGUUCUGCACGCCCUUCGAUCAGCCUGAACUCCCCGAAGGUACGCUGUGCUUCGCAUCGGGAAAGCCUGCAAAGAUGUGGACUUACUGGGGAAGGAGUUACUGAUCAUAUAUUAUGGUAAUCUCUGCACAACUUGGAGAUGCUUUACUUUAAUUUAAUUUGAAUUAAAUUUCAUGAUACUUGAAAUAUAUUCUCAGCCUUGUUCCUCACAAAGGGAUCUUGAGUUUUGGUUCUUAAUGUUGUUAUGAUUUGUGGAUUUUUGACUGUUUACACUUGAAUUUAUUGAUGGUUUUGAUUGUUGUGCUGAAAA